Molecule: messenger RNA, 1493 nt
Organism: Asparagus officinalis (garden asparagus)
Lineage: Eukaryota; Viridiplantae; Streptophyta; Magnoliopsida; Asparagales; Asparagaceae
Product: single myb histone 6-like
Exons: 6
Coding region: 280-1182 (300 amino acids)
Biological process (GO): nucleosome assembly
Cellular component (GO): nucleosome
Molecular function (GO): double-stranded telomeric DNA binding
Source: RefSeq, a predicted model, not a curated record
UUGGGUGGAAAACAUUUCCUAUAAUUUGUAGAAAUUGAACCCAACACCCCCUUAUACUACUGGAAAAGUCUCUAUUUUGCUUUACUUGUUAGUGGACAAUUGCGGAAGUUAUAAGAUUUUAGAGAAUUUUAACAUCUUUUUCCAGCAUUGGAUUCUGGUAAUGUUUGAAUUGAUUUGAUUUUUUUUUUCAUUUUCUUUUUGUUUGUUAAUUUCUCCAAUGCAGGUUGUUGGGUUUAUGUCUAUAGGUUCCUCUAGAAGGGGUCCAGGGGCUUUUGUUGGAUGGGUAAUCCCAAGCAAAGAUGGACCGCCGAAGAGGAAUCAGCACUCAGAGCUGGGAUUGCAAAACAUGGGACUGGAAAAUGGAGCACUAUUCUGAAAGAUCCAGAAUUUGGCCAAAUAUUAUAUUCACGGUCGAAUGUAGAUCUUAAGGACAAAUGGCGAAACAUCCGUGUGAUAUCAAGUGGCCGGGGACCACGGGAAAGAGCUACAGUGACCAUGAAAAAGAACAGACAGACCCCUAAAAGUAAUAAUACUCAAAUGGUUCCUAGCAGUGUUGUUAGGGAUAUUUCUGACGGUAUCCUUGAUGCCAUGCCUAUUGCAAUAUCAGCUGGACCUCCUCCGACCACCACUCCUGGAAAAACAGAGGCAAACAUGGCAAAUCUUAUACUGGAAGCCAUAACAAACCUGAAGGAGGCAAAUGGGUGCAAUAUAACCGCCAUCACAAUGUAUAUAGAGGACCAUUAUGUGCCGCGUGCAGAUCUCAAGCAACUCUUGUCUGGUGAAUUACAAAGAAUGACUGGGACCGGUAUACUAAUUAAGUCGAAGCACAAUUAUAGGAUAGCACCGAAUUCAAACCCCUCAGAAGGAAGAAGCUCCAAGUCCAAGCUUUUAUGCAAAGGAAGGCAGAGGGAACCUUCUCGAGUGAAUACGGGGGCUGAUAUCAAACAUCUUAACAAGCCUCAAACAUAUUCUAACUUAGCAAAGAUGGUACAUAUGUCUUCAGAGGAGGCGGCAGCUGCUGCUGUUCAGGCAAUUGCAGAGGCUGAAGCAGCCACGUAUAAAGCUGAAGAAGCAAUGAGACUGGCGGAGGCUGCAGAAGCUGACGCUGAAUAUGCACAGGCUGUUGCUGAGCAGUUAGCUUUGGCACUUGAAAAUGGAAGUUCAGCUAUGUCGGUGAGGUGAUGGUUGGAAGUUUGAUCUGAUUCUUCCGGAGCCGAUUUGGGGGUUAAGUAUAAAAUUCAGUGACUAUUUUUUUUUUCCGUGGCAACUAUGUAGAUAUGAUUAGAUCAUGUAUAUAUUCCGUGUAAUACAAAUCUCUUACUGGUUUCGACGAGUAGGUGGAUCCUAUAAUUGAUAGUAGAACCUCAAGUUGCUAAAUGUUUCCCGUGUUUAAGGAUUUAUUACAAGAGACCGAUGUUUGUAAACUCGCCGACCCCCUAGAUGGUCUUCCUACUAUAAUUAGGAUUAAUUGCAGAUUCAUCCGUUGCAAUUCA